Drosophila subobscura is the source of this 1147-nucleotide messenger RNA. RefSeq lists its product as uncharacterized. The coding region runs from base 11 to 1132 and encodes 373 amino acids. NCBI's taxonomy places the organism in Eukaryota, Metazoa, Arthropoda, Insecta, Diptera, Drosophilidae. The record is from RefSeq and is a predicted model, not a curated record. The transcript has 4 exons.
CGGCUUUGAAAUGUCUUCGUCAGAGAACAGCGGCAAGGGCUCGCACAGGAAACUAGACCUGAAAGCGGAGAACUAUCCAGCAUGUGCUGUGGAGGCGCUUACUCGCCUAGAAACUCUUAUUGCCAGCCGCAACAAACAAAACUUAGUAAUGCAAAUCAUUUCGGAGUAUAUUUUCUUGGAGCGGAACAAGGAUGGAGACGGGCGAAAGUCACAAUCGCUGCCAAUUAGCCAGAUGACAUUGUGUCAAGAGUUUCAAUUGAUAAUUGCGCUCAUUGAAUACUUUUCGCGGCCAGGACGGGAUGCAACGCGCAAUGCCAUAUUUCUAUCACUCUUUGGCAGCCACCUAACACCCCAACGUUGCAAGUUGUUGUCCCGACUUAUAAGUACUGCCAUUUCUGGAUCAGUGGCACCACUGCUCUCUGCGGCCGGUACGUGGAUGCAACAAGUUGGCUGCAAGACCCCACACAGUCUGGAAGUGGCGCAAAACCUUGUGAGUGAUUUCAUAUUGUACUCUCGUAAGACACCAGAGCAAUUGAAGCAAUUGCCCAUGGUCGGGCCGCACUUUGCGGCUAACUUUAUGGUCGCUGUGGCCGAACUCUACCUGAACGAGCAGCGCUCAGCCGCACUGACACCACCGCCGGAUGCUCUUUUAGAUGCGAUUACUGAAUGGAUGAAUGAGAACCCGACCUUGUGUCAGGCAUCGCAGCAGCCACUGAUUCUACCAGCUGGUGCAAUUGCCAUGCCAUUCGCUACCCCGUUGGCUGGUCUCUUGCGCUGGGCAGUGCUUGCGCCAAUGGUUUCGAGCAGACUUGCGUACAGCAACCUACAUUUAUCCGUCUUGCGAACGCUCCAACAAACAGUGACCAGUGGAGAGUCGACCCCUCUGCCCUUCCAGGACUUGAUGCAGGUUAUCAAGUCUUUGCAGAACUAUUGCGCUCGCUUAAGUGAAACAAGUGUGGAUCCACGCACCGAUGCUGCUUAUCAAAAGUGCAUGGAACGACUCGCCCAAGCUGUACAGAUUGCCCUUGCCUGCAACUGCAUAACAAAUCAGAUUCAGCUGCUGUGCGUGUUAGAGUCAUUGCCCAACCAAAAGCUCAUGGACAUCAUUAUAGCUGCCAAUAAAAAGCUAUAAUUUUUGUUAUUUAAA